Messenger RNA from Medicago truncatula (barrel medic), 1949 nucleotides. RefSeq lists its product as uncharacterized. The record is from RefSeq and is a predicted model, not a curated record. The transcript is spliced from 3 exons. NCBI's taxonomy places the organism in Eukaryota, Viridiplantae, Streptophyta, Magnoliopsida, Fabales, Fabaceae. Bases 36 to 1919 code for a protein of 627 amino acids.
CUAAGUUAUCCAUAUCGGUCAAACUUCUGUCAAUUAUGGCUAACUGGCAUGUUCCACAAAAAGGUAUAGAUUUUUUUGCACAAAUGCUUAAAAAUGUAUGCCCAUUUAAAAAAUGCUUUCCCGAGAAUUGUUACCAAGCAACGCAGCUGGUGUCUAAGUUAGGGCUGAAGGUUGAGAAGAUCGAUUGCUGUAAGAAAGGUUGUAUGUUAUAUUACAAGGAUGAUAGUAAGUUAUCUGAGUGCAAAUUCUGUUCUGCUCCUAGGUUCUUUCCUCGUAGGAUUGGUAUGGGAAAGUACAAAGAUGUCCCAGCGAAGAGAAUGUUUUAUUUCCCUAUCAUUCCUAGAUUACAAAGAUUGUAUGCAUCAACCGGGUCUGCAUCUGAAAUGAGAUGGCAUAAGGAAAAUAAAAACAAUUCAAACCUUCUUCGCCAUCCGUCUGAUGGAAAAGCAUGGAAACACUUUGAUGAAGUAUAUCCUGAAUUUGCUAGGGAACCAAGAAAUGUAAGGUUAGGUUUGUGUUCAGAUGGAUUUACUCCUUACAUUCAAGCGUCUGCUGGUCCGUAUUCAUGUUGGCCGAUAGUAGUUACCCCUUACAAUCUUCCCCCUGAAAUGUGCAUGACAAAACCAUACUUGUUUUUGGCUUGUCUCGUACCUGGACCUAACAACCCCAAAGAAAAGUUGGACGUCUACUUGCAACCAUUGAUUGAUGAUUUACAACAAUUGUGGUCCAACGGAAUUUUGACCUAUGACAUAUCCACUAAACAAAACUUCAUAAUGAAAGCGUGCUUAAUGUGGACAAUUAAUGAUUUUCCGGCCUAUGGUAUGUUAUCUGGAUGGGGAACACAAGGUAGGUUGGCAUGCCCUCAUUGCAUGGGAGACACAAAAGCUUUCUACUUGAAAAAUAGUGGCAAGAAUACUUGGUUUGGUUGUAAUCGUCGUUUCUUGGCACCUGAUCACCCUUUCAGAAAAAGUAAAAGAAGUUUUACAAAAAAUGAAGAUGAGAAAAAAGGUCCACCUCACAUUUCCACAGGGCAAGAGAUAUGGGAGGUAGUAAGUAUCUUUCCAAAAGUGACCGAAGUUGGUUGGGAGAAAAAGCUGAAAGAGUUGAAUGAUUCUAACAAAGAUUAUAAGUAUGGAGUUCAUCAUAAUUGGAGAAAACAGAGUAUUUUUUGGGACCUUCCAUAUUGGAAGGACAACUUGUUAAGGCACAACCUCGAUGUGAUGCACAUAGAGAAAAAUUUCUUCGAUAAUAUAUUUUACACUGUCAUGAAUAUUACGGGCAAAACAAAGGAUAAUGAAAAGGCGAGAAAAGACAUGGCUGAAUGCUGCUUUCGCGGGGACUUGGAGAUGCAGGCUUUAUCUAAUGGAAAGAUGGGUAAACCAAAGGCAGGUUACACUUUGACCAAAUCUGAUGCCAAGCUUGUUUGUAAAUGGCUUAAGGAAUUGAGAAUGCCAGAUGGCUACGCUUCAAACCUUGCAAGGUGUGCCGAUGUCGAAAAGGGUGUAGUGCAUGGGAUGAAGAGCCACGACGGUCAUGUUUUCAUGGAGUGUUUACUCCCAAUUGCAUUUCGUUCCUUACCAGAUUUGGUUUGGAAAGCAUUAACGGAGAUAAGUCAAUUCUUCAAGGAUCUUUGUUCCAAUACAUUGACGAUGGACGACUUGGUUAAGCUGGAUCAGAACAUUGCAAUUAUCCUAUGCAAGUUAGAAAGGUUUUUCCCACCAGGUUUCUUUGACUCAAUGGAGCAUCUUCCAAUCCAUCUUGCCUAUGAAGCAAUGCUAGGUGGUCCUGUGCAUUACCGGUGGAUGUAUCCAUUUGAAAGAUUUAUGGGAGUCUCAAAGCGGGCAGUGACAAAUAAGACUCGUACCUGCCUAUCAUGUUUCAAAAGCCAUUCGAUAUGCCAUUCGAGAACAGUUUUAUAAACCUAUCCAUUCUUGGAGUCAACUCGUCCC